AUGGUGGUUUUCGCGUGCAACGCGUGCGGAGAGUCUGUGAAGAAAGCGCAAGUGGAGAAACACGUGAACGUCUGCAGGAACUGUCAGUGCCUUUCCUGCAUGGAUUGCGGCAAGGAUUUCUGGGGUGAUGAUUACAAGGAGCACGUGAAGUGCAUAAGUGAAGACCAGAAAUAUGGUGGAAAAGAUUUUGAAGCCAAAACUAACAAAGGGUUUGUACUGUAUACUGAUAUGAUAAAUAACUUUCAUGAAGUAAUGAAGAAGCCAAACAUUAGCCCUAAAGUGCGGAAUGUCCUGCAGCAAAUGCGUGUCUUUGAUAAUAUUCCAAGAAAAAAAGUAAAGUUUCAGAAUUGGAUGAAGAACAGUUUGAGAAUUACUGACAGCACUUUGCAAGACCAAGUGUGGGAUGUUUUCUCUGAUGCAACCAGAAAUAUUUCAAGUGAAAAAGAACAAGACAAACCACAACAGAAGAAAGAGGGGCAGUCUGCUGAAACUGGGGAAAAAACAACAGCAGAAGAAAAUGGAAUUACAGAUGAUAAAAUUGAGAGGAAAAAGAGUAAAAGAGAACGAAAAGAAGAGAGACAAAAGAACAAAAAGAAGGAGAAAAAAGACUUGAAAUUAGAAAACCAGUCAGAAGUAAAAAAGAGUAAAAAGUCAAAAAAAGGAAAGGAGAGCUUGGAGAAUGAAUUUGAAGUCAAUGGAAAUGGCCAUCAGAGUGAAAUAGAAGAAGAAAGAAAUGUAAAGAAACGCAAACAUAAACACGCAGAAGAGGAACCUCACAUCACAACGAAGAGAAUGAAAACUGAAAACGUUUCUGAAGACGUGGAAACAGAAAACACCAAUGGCAACGAAGAAAAUGUGGGAACAGAUAAAGGUAAAUUCAACUGGAAGGGAACCAUCAAAGCUGUUCUGAAACAGGCUCCAGACAAUGAAAUUUCAAUUAAAAAACUCAGAAAAAAGGUUAUAGCUCAGUAUUAUGCAGUAGCUGGUGAACAUCACAGAUCAGAAGAGGAUAUUCUAGUCAUAUUUAAUAAGAAAGUGAAUAACAAUCCCAAAUUUAAAGUUCUAAAGGACAAAGUUAAACUCCUGAAAUAAGAGUUUGCAUACUUUUCAUAACCUUUGCAUUUUAAUCUUGCAAGCUGAGUCAAAUUCUUCUGUCAGCUGUACAAAUACCAUGCGGUGAUCUCAAUUUAAAUUGUGUAUGUGACAGCAGAAUUUAACUUUUAAGACUGGAUUCCUCCUCUUUUUCUAGAUAUAUCACAGAACAUUUUCAGAUAUUUUAUUUUUUGAUUUUAUGGAAAAUGUAUAUUUUUUGGUACAA
Opisthocomus hoazin is the source of this 1318-nucleotide messenger RNA. The record is from RefSeq and is a predicted model, not a curated record. Lineage: Eukaryota; Metazoa; Chordata; Aves; Opisthocomiformes; Opisthocomidae.